This is a messenger RNA of Mesoplodon densirostris (Blainville's beaked whale), 2091 nucleotides long. It is a transcript of the gene GHR, whose product is annotated as growth hormone receptor. The record is from RefSeq and is a predicted model, not a curated record. Gene Ontology annotation, biological process: positive regulation of peptidyl-tyrosine phosphorylation; cytokine-mediated signaling pathway; positive regulation of receptor signaling pathway via JAK-STAT. Gene Ontology annotation, cellular component: growth hormone receptor complex; external side of plasma membrane; cytosol. The transcript is spliced from 10 exons. Gene Ontology annotation, molecular function: growth hormone receptor activity; growth factor binding; cytokine binding. Lineage: Eukaryota; Metazoa; Chordata; Mammalia; Artiodactyla; Ziphiidae. Bases 87 to 2009 code for a protein of 640 amino acids.
AGGCCGGAGGGCCCCGCGCCCUCGGCCCCAGCGCGGCCGCGAACCGCUCUCUCUCUCCGGAGGCGAGGCUCGGAGGUCCUACAGGUAUGGAUCUCUGGCAGCUGCUGUUGACCUUGGCAGUGGCAGGCUCAAGUGAUGCUUUUUCUGGGAGUCAAGCCACACCAGCUAUCCUUGUCAGAGCAUCUCAGAGUCUACAGAGAGUCCAUCCAGGCCUAGAGACAAAUUCUUCCGGGAAGCCUAAAUUCACCAAGUGCCGUUCACCUGAACUAGAGACUUUUUCAUGCCACUGGACAGAUGGGGUUCAUCACGGUUUACAGAGCCCAGGAUCCAUACAGCUGUUCUAUAUCAGAAGGAGCACUCAAGAAUGGACUCAAGAAUGGAAAGAAUGCCCCGAUUAUGUCUCUGCUGGAGAAAACAGCUGUUACUUUAAUUCAUCUUAUACCUCCAUUUGGAUCCCCUACUGUAUCAAGCUAACUAACAAUGGUGAUACUGUGGAUCAGAAGUGUUUCUCUGUUGAGGAAAUAGUGCAACCAGAUCCACCCAUUGGCCUCAACUGGACUUUACUGAACAUCAGUUUAACAGGGAUUCAUGCAGAUAUCCAAGUGAGAUGGGAACCACCACCAAAUGCAGAUGUUCAGAAGGGAUGGAUAGUCCUGGAGUAUGAACUGCAAUACAAAGAAGUAAAUGAGACCCAGUGGAAAAUGAUGGACCCUGUAUUGUCAACAUCAGUUCCAGUGUACUCAUUGAGACUGGAUAAAGAGUAUGAAGUGCGUGUGAGAUCCAGACAACGAAACUCUGAAAAGUAUGGCGAGUUCAGUGAGGUGCUCUUUGUAACACUUCCUCAGAUGAGACCAUUUGCAUGUGAAGAAGAUUUCCAGUUUCCAUGGUUCUUAUUUAUUAUCUUUGGAAUAUUUGGACUAAUGGUGACAUUAUUUUUAUUCAUAUUUUCUAAACAACAAAGGAUUAAGAUGUUGCUACUACCCCCAGUUCCAGUUCCAAAGAUAAAAGGAAUUGAUCCAGAUCUCCUCAAGGAAGGAAAAUUAGAAGAGGUGAACACAAUCUUAGCCAUUCAUGACAACUAUAAACACGAAUUCUACAAUGACGACUCUUGGGUUGAAUUUAUUGAGCUAGAUAUUGAUGACCCCGAUGAAAAGACUGAAGGAUCAGACACAGACAGACUUCUAAGCAAUGACCAUGAAAAAUCACUUAAUAUCCUUGGGGCAAAGGAUGAUGACUCUGGACGUACCAGCUGUUAUGAACCUGACAUUCUGGAGACUGAUUUCAAUGCCAGUGACACGUGUGAUGGUACCUCAGAGGUUGCUCAGCCACAAAGGUUAAAAGGGGAAGCAGAUCGCUUGUGCCUUGACCAGAAGAAUCUAAAUAACUCACCUUCUAAUGAUGCUGCCCCUGCUAGCCAGCAGCCCAGUGUUAUACUAGGAGAGGAAAACAAACCAAGAUCACUUCUUAUUGGCAGAACUGAGUCAACUCCUCAAGCUGGCCAUACGCAGCAGCAGCUCAGCAAUCCAAGUUCAUUGGCAAACAUCGACUUUUAUGCCCAGGUAAGUGACAUUACACCAGCAGGGAGUGUGGUCCUUUCCCCGGGCCAAAAGAAUAAGGCUGGGAUCUCCCAGUGUGACAUGCAUCCAGAAGUGGUCUCACCCUGCCAAGCAAACUUCAUCAUGGACAACGCCUACUUCUGUGAGGCAGAUGCUAAAAAGUGCAUCGCCCUGGCCCCUCAUGUCGAAGUUGAAUCACAUGUAGAGCCAAGCUUUAACCAGGAAGACAUUUACAUCACCACGGAAAGCCUUACCACUACUGCUGGGAGGUCUGGAACAGCAGAACGUGUUCCAAGUUCUGAGAUGCCUGUCCCAGACUAUACCUCCAUUCAUAUAGUACAAUCUCCACAGGGCCUCGUACUCAAUGCAACUGCCCUGCCCUUGCCUGACAAAGAGUUUCUCUCGUCAUGUGGCUACGUGAGCACAGACCAACUGAACAAAAUCAUGCCGUAGCUUUUCUUCGAUUUCCCAUGAGCUACAUAUUUAAUGAGUUACCUAUUUACUCUAGCAAAGAGUUGAUUAGGGCAUGAAUGCU